UUGCCAUAUGGUGGCGAUUUAAAAGAGACCUUCACCCAUUUCAUUUCGUAUACAUUAAUUCCAGGCGAGUCUAUUGCUAGGCAAAACGAGCGAGUUAUUUGUGUCCUAAAAUGGAAGUCCAAAAGGGAUGUGUUAAUGCUCUCUACAAAGCACUCAAAGGGAUUCACCACCGUCGUGAAAAAAGGAAGAGUGAUUCGCAAACCAAAAGUGAUUGUUGCCUACAACAAAGCAAAAGGCUCAGUAGACAUAAGUGACCAAAUGACCUCUUACUCGUCGCCAUUGCGAAAAACAGUAAAAUGGUACAAAAAAUUAGCUAUAGAGCUUGUUCUGAAUACUGCUCUUGUAAAUUCAUGGGUGAUGUAUUGUGAAAACAAAAAAACAGAUAUAGAGUUAGUCCAAUUCAGAAGGCAAUUGGUAGACUACUUGACUCAGACAGAAAGUGGACCUGAAGCAAGCAAUGAGCGACCAAGAAGAGUUAAACAUAAGCUUCAAACCAAAGAAGCUACUGUGAGAAGUACAAGGCGUUUUUGUGCGCAAUGUUAUAAAACUAAUGUUGAUACUUAUGGAUCCAAGGCCGCCAAAAACAAAACUAAAAAAGUCUCUACAUUUUGCAGCGAAUGCGAUAACGAACCGCAUUUAUGUUUGCCUUGUUUUAAUAGAAUUCAUAAAAUAUAA
Messenger RNA from Parnassius mnemosyne (clouded apollo), 675 nucleotides. The record is from the annotation of a GenBank genome assembly. Lineage: Eukaryota; Metazoa; Arthropoda; Insecta; Lepidoptera; Papilionidae.